Molecule: messenger RNA, 1173 nt
Organism: Gracilinanus agilis (Agile Gracile Mouse Opossum)
Lineage: Eukaryota; Metazoa; Chordata; Mammalia; Didelphimorphia; Didelphidae
Product: sperm equatorial segment protein 1-like
Exons: 1
Coding region: 1-1173 (390 amino acids)
Biological process (GO): acrosome reaction; fusion of sperm to egg plasma membrane involved in single fertilization
Cellular component (GO): acrosomal vesicle
Source: RefSeq, a predicted model, not a curated record
AUGAGGCCCAACGCAGCCGUGCUCUUGGUGAUGCUGUGGCUCUGGCCCCUACCGGUCGUUGCCUACUACAUGCAGGUGACUUCCAGCAACCUGAGCGUGGAAGACCCCAUCCUGAGGAGCUACUCUGAAAUUCUGAAGGAGAUGGCCCGGAAGGUACCCACCUCCAGCGUCUCGAGCACGGGGCGAGCCACUACCACCAGCUCUAACUGGGAGAGAGAGGAGCGAGCCAGGAAAACCAAGGAGGGCACCGGGACGGCCUGGCCCUCCCAGCCUCCUAAUGGCAUGAUGUUUCCUGGGAAACCGGGGCGCGAGAGCCCCUCGCAGUACUCCCGGAAGGCCAAGCACGGAAGGAUUCUACACUCUGGGAAAUCCAGUAACCAAAAAAAGUUGCAGCAGGAUUCAAGCAUGAAGAAGGCCAUAGCCUUAGCUCUGGACCUACUCAUGAAGCUGGCUUUGGAACCUACCCAAGAAAGCUCUGAGGAAGAUCUGGAGAAGCCGACUUUCCAGACCCCUGUGAACGCGGAUUCUCCGGCGGGCCCCGGACACUCUGGCCAACCUAGUGGGCAAGAGUCUCUGGACUUGGCUUUGAAAUUGCUCGAGGAAGCUUACGAAGGAGUGAAACAAACUACGCCGGGGGAAAGGGCUUCACCAGGGCAAAUGCCUCUCAUGACUACACUUGCCCAAAACUACCCAGAGGCCCAGGUGGACGAUUUAGAACGGAGAAUCUCCCAGCUCUCAGCCGAAGCCAAAGACCAAGAGCACAUGAAGCAAAUACUGCGAAGUCAAAUUCUGAAAAAAAUCUCGGAGAUUAAACGAACACUGAAAAAAGUAAGACCCUACCCCAGAGCUAAAGGUGGUGCUAAAGGCCUCUCCGUGGCAAAAAGAAAGAAAACAGCCAGGAACAGGCAUAAACCGCACAAGUCGCCAAAGGAAAAGAAUAACAGGGAUGAAAGCAUGCGAAUAUUUAUUAAUUUCUUAUAUGAUUUCAAGCCAAAGCUGAACACAUUCUUAAAUAUGAAUAAUGUUCCAUCUGGUCUUCAAGGAAAAGCUGCCAUCAUAUUCAGCAUGAUGAGCACCAUACUUUGUCAGUAUCAGCCAGAGCAGGCAAACGUGAAGGACUUAUUGGAGUAUAAUAUAAGAGUGCUAAACAUGCUUAAUAUUACAGCUAAUUAA